This is a messenger RNA of Bombyx mori (domestic silkworm), 3132 nucleotides long. RefSeq names its product gamma-butyrobetaine dioxygenase. Gene Ontology annotation, biological process: carnitine biosynthetic process. Bases 515 to 1774 code for a protein of 419 amino acids. The transcript has a single exon. Gene Ontology annotation, cellular component: mitochondrion. Gene Ontology annotation, molecular function: oxidoreductase activity. The record is from RefSeq and is a predicted model, not a curated record. Lineage: Eukaryota; Metazoa; Arthropoda; Insecta; Lepidoptera; Bombycidae.
AUAAAUUUGUGACAUUUAUAUAUAGGUGUGCGUGGUUUAUUCCCAGUUAUUAAUUAAUAUAAAUUAUUAUAUUUUUAAAGUCUAAAACCGUUCUCAAUUAAAAAUCACCGAAAGCCCCUGCCAUUUUUUUUUAAAUAAACCUGCAAUAAUUGAAUUGUGAGAUUAAAUUGUCACUGACAAAAAAUAACCUUUGAGAAUUUAUCCUUUAUUCAAGAAAAUCUAAGUUAUUAAAAAAAUCGUCGAAUUAAAUUCUGUUUAUCGAAUGUAAAACAGACUUUAUGUAUCGUGACGCAAAUGCGUUUAAGGGUAUCUGUAAUUUAUGAGAUCAAAUUCUUAGACUUAUCGUAUCGUGUUAACGUAACAAUUUACCAAUGUUUACUCGUACCUACUAAUAAUUUAAUAAUAAUUUCAAUAUAAACAGGCCGGCUGUUAAAUCAGAUAUCACAAAUAAUAUAAUGUCAAACAAAUUUAUCUCAGUUUAUCAUAUUCCUGCUCUGAAGCGAGCACCGCAAACAUGUUCGCUUUGAAACGGUUUCAAAGCUGCCGUUUUAAAUUUAUACCGAAAAUAAUCGCGACACAAAUUCAUAGUCACAGUGUUCUACUUAAAUAUACAAAUGAAGACCAUUUAAAACUUAACAUCAAAGGAAAUGAUCUCAAGUUUCCCUUCGUUUGGCUUCGAGACAACUGUCAGUGCGACCAGUGCUUCCACAGAACCGCGAAGAGCAGGAUCCUGGAUUGGACAAAAUUCGACAUCAACAUCAAGCCAGCAAACGUGGCCCAAGGCGAAAACUCGCUCCAAGUGACCUGGAGUGAUGGGCAUAAAUCAAGUUACGAGUUCGACUGGCUAAAAUUCAGGAGCUUCACCCCUGAAAACCAAAAAACAUACAAGGACACGAUCUUCAGACCGAAAAGGAUAACUUGGCAUGGUGAUGAUUUUGAAAACAUUUUUAGCAAACACUAUUACAAUGAUAUUGUAAAGUCUGAAGAGGCUCUAUACAAUUGGUUACACCAACUUUCGAUUUACGGCGUGGCUCUCAUACAGAAUACGCCUGCUUCAGAGACAGCUGUGGAUAAAAUCGUUGACAAGAUCGGCUUCACGAAACGAACGCAUUAUGGGAUCAAAUUCAUAGUCCAGCACGUGGCCAACACUAGCAACGUCGCAUACCUGUCCAGCAAUUUACAAAUGCAUACUGAUCUACCUUACUACGAAUACUGCCCCGGUGUAAACUUAUUACACUGUCUAGUUCAAACGGCGAGCAGGGGUGGUGAGAAUUUGCUGGUUGAUUGUCAUUACGUAGCAAAUUACAUGAAGGAAAACCACCCGGAUGAGUAUAAAAUUUUGACUGACACCGAGGUCGAAUGGAACGAUAUUGGCGAGGAGGAUGGAAACGAAUUCUACAAACUGAACCGAAGCCCUGUUAUCAGCCUUGACAAGCACGGAGAAAUAACAAAAAUAAAUUUCUCUGUAGCUCAGAGGAGCAGCAAUCUCCCCGCUCCUUAUGAGUCUGUCAUACCUUGGUACAAAUCUUAUGCGCUCUUCCAUAACCUUGGUCGAAAGUUCGCAGCGAAAUACAAGACACAGGAUGGAGAUAUUUUGGUCUUCGACAAUAGAAGGCUACUGCAUUCGAGAAGUGCUUACGAAGACAAUUCAAACAACGUAAGAAAAUUAAUAGGUGCCUAUGUUGAUUGGGACGAAAUAUACUCGAGAUUGCGAUGCUUAACAGUUAAAUUAAAAUAUGUCGAUGGAAUUUUUCAAUCAAAUCAUAGAGGAUAAAAUGUUAUGUUAUGUAACAUAGAGUAAGAAUGUACUAUUAUAAAUAUUAUUACUAAAACAAAUACAGUCAAAACCGUUUAGUGCGACACCGUUUAGAACAACAUACCGGUUAUAAUAACCUAGAACAAAGGUCCCGGCUGAAUGCCAUAUGACCGCCUUAUUAAAAAUAUUGCUUUAUACGACAUUGCUUAUAACGACAUACCUCAUAAAACGACCACAUUUAACUAAUAUUUUGGAGAAUUAGAUCUGUUAGAACGACCGGCUCAGCUGUAUUGUAAACAAUUUAAAUAGUUAUCCCCAUUUGUCUUCAAUGGCUAUUAAAAUCAGGAAAGAAAACAAUAGUUUAGUGUAGGGUCUUUUCUAAUUCUUAGAAACAAAACAUGUGCAUGCAGUAGAGUCAAAGCCCGUUUCUUCAUAGCUCUUCAGUUAGUUUGUUACUUAUCUAUAGUCGGAUUUUUAAUUAGACGAAGCCAGCUGACAGUAGCUAAUGUCACUUUGUGAAAUAAUGUUGCUAUAUUUAAAGUAAUAGUGAUGCGUUCAGUUCUCGUUCGAUCACAUGAAUGAGCAAUGAGUGUAAAGAGUUAAUCAUUAAUUUCAAACUAUAAAAGAAUAUUAUUUAUAAUUUACAAUAAAAUUGUAUUAAAGUGCUCCAAUAUAUGUUACUAGUAGUAUGUAAUACAAUCAGUUUUUUUAUUUUCAUUACCUACCUAUAAUUGUUAUAUUUUAUACGUCUAUAAUUUCAACUAUAUGAUGUAUUAGAAAUAGGACAGUCUUACAAGCUUCAUCGCAAUGUUUUUCUUAAUGUUUAAAACACUCGGUAUUCAGUACAGGUAGAUACUAUAGGAACAUAAUAUUUCGUCGAAAACUCGUUGGUAUGUACAAAGCACGCCUAAAACUCGAACCCCGUACCCGAUAUCGGCAAUUCGGCACACCAACUAUUCACUAGACAAUCGAGGCAAUUUCAUUAAUUCAGGAGUUUUUUCAAUCGUUCACUUUGUCACAACACUAUUUUUAUUUCAUCAAAAACUGACAACACAGUAAACGUCAGUUGACUUCGUCUAAUAAAAAAUCCGACUAUAUACACAAGACGCACCAAAACUUUGAAUGAUGGUGUCAAUGCUGUUAGUGUAUUAAGAAAGAUUGAUCUUUUUAAUGAACAGUUCCACAUCCACAGCAGUUAUGACGAUACGUUAAUUAAAAUGCAACGUGAAUUACAAAAUAUCUAUGCACAACAGAAGUGUUCCAAACAGACCAAAAUUACAGAUUUUAUGCUCACAGAAAAAUAAUAUGCAUUGUACUUGUGUGUAAUAAACAAAAUGUACAUAGUUGAGUAAAUAUAUUUUUCCAAUGAUUCCCUA